This is a messenger RNA of Nicotiana attenuata, 405 nucleotides long. RefSeq lists its product as uncharacterized. The record is from RefSeq and is a predicted model, not a curated record. The coding region runs from base 1 to 405 and encodes 134 amino acids. Lineage: Eukaryota; Viridiplantae; Streptophyta; Magnoliopsida; Solanales; Solanaceae. The transcript has a single exon.
AUGCAUAUGUUCAUGAAAUUGUAUGGAAGGUUGCUGACUAAAGACAGAUUGAGGGGUUGUGGUUAUAUGGAAGAUUCAACAUGUUCUUUAUGUAACACUGAGGAGGAAACCAUUGAUCACUUGUUCUUUAAAUGUCCUUAUUCCUCAAGAGUAUGGACAACAAUGCUGCAAUGGCAAGGGAUUCAGAGGCAAACAAUGACGUGGGCAAAUGAAAAUGAAUGGGCAGGAAAAUACUACAAGGGGAGGAGCACAACAACUGAGUUGUAUAAACUCAUCCUGGCAGGAACUCUGUACUACAUAUGGCAAGAGAGAAAUGACAGAAUUUUCAAAGGAGAACAACGAUCAGAAGUAAUACUGAGCAAAGCAAUAAUGCAAGACGUGCAUUGGCGAGGAACUAGUAAAUAG